GAUCAAAUGAACGACUCGAGAUGAUAGUUGUAUUUACAUCAUGGUGAUUAAAAGGUGUAGAGCCUCAGGACCCACCUAUGAACCUUUGAGAGGCACCAUAGCCAAAACGAUUGACAACAUGGCGGACGGGGAGUUCGAAGGACUAUACGAGGGGAACUUUGUCAACAACGGAAAAACCGAAUUUAGUGAUUUAUUGCCGUACAUGAAACGUUUGGUCUGUGAAGCCUUAUCGACAGUCGAUAGUUUGAAUCAAACAAAUUUCGAUUCAUGUUUUCUAAAGUUAAACAAGAAACUCGAAAAUGGAGAUCUAAUCAUUCCAGCUUUUGUGCGGAAUUAUCUUGGCGAAGGCAAGGUUGAAUUUCAAAGUCUCUGUCAGAGGGUAAUUCAUCAGGUGACUAAAGUUCAGUUUGUCAGACAGUGUUGUGUAACAAGUGGUGGCCAUCUUCUGUUAAGUCUCUACAAGUCAGAUCUGACAAGUGCUGUGUUCAAUAAUAUUGUGAAACAAACAGAUCAAUAUGGACAGUCAAGCAAACAGACAUCUCAGUCUGUUUUAUUGAAUCCCUCAAUGUCAGUUCGUGUAGAUGAUGAAGGCCAUUUAAAUCUUGAUCAAAUGAGAACAGUUCUCAUAUGCGAACACAUUAAGGAACUUUUAAAUGCAAAUAGCAUCAAUGUGAUAUCAGCUUUAGACUACAAAAGCCAACCAACUUGUACAUGCAAGGAUGGAAGUAUUUGGGGUCAUCAGGAAACUUACAACCUCUUUUCUCUGUCAUCAUUUACAUCAAAGGAAAUCAGCUUGUGGACAGAAAAAGACCUUACUGCUAAAGCUAAAGAACUUUAUAAAAUACUAAAAUGCUGCAAAUAUGUAGACUCUUUGAACAAGAAGACUGAAAUGCAGGCCACCGAUGAGGCAGAGCCGAGUUGCAAUUAUCUCUGCAAGAGUGACUGUACAUGCAAAGACUCUGAUUUAAAUUGUGAUGCGGUGAUUUUGGAUUUGCCCAACUUUUGCAAGGAUAAUGAGCUGCUUUCAGUGACCCCAAAUAAAUUGUCAGUUUCACCAACAAGUUCUAUUCUUCUUGAUGUGGCAAAGUUGGAUUUAGCUGAAAAAAGUAUUGGAGAUAUAGACAUGGUGGUUCAUUUAACAAGCUGUAGACUAGCCUUUAGUCAACAGCAAAUGAGUACAGUUUGGCAAAUGACUGCAACUAAUCCGGCCAAGAUGAGACAGUUUUUUGUCUCCCACGGGCUGGUUUCACUGUACAAAGAUGAGCAAAAACUUCAUGAUCAUCUUGAUUUCUUGGAGUUAUUGAGAACUCGUGAAAAACAACUUCGAGAAUCUUAUAUAGUGAAGUAUGGCAAUAAAGUUGAAGGCUGUGGCUGGGACAAAUCACUUCGGGAAAUGGCAGUGGCUGUAAUUAAAUUAGAAAUUCUUUCUUCUGCUCCAAACAGUGAAGUUAAAAUUAACAUAAGCGAAACCUCAAGACAAUUCAGGCAAGCCACCUUUGUUUUAUACAAUUGUGCCAGGCUUGCUAAACUGUUUGCAAGCUUUGAGGAAUUUGUCCAGAAAGGUGUGUAUCCAGCACUACCUCCAGUCACUGAGGUGGAUUUUCGCUUGCUGCGGGAUCAGGCUGAAUGGGAGCUGACAUUACACUAUAUUGUUGCUUUUCCAUCUGUGAUAAAGGAUGCUGUCGCUGGACUGACAGUGUUUAAAUCAAAGUCACAAAAUGUCACUAUUCAGUCAAAUAAGAUCUGCUGUUUCCUUUUGAAUUUAAGCCACAAGUUCAGUUCAUAUUACGGCCGAGUGCAUGUUCUUGGAGUAAGUGAUAUUGAGCUAAAACGUGAAAUAUGCUUAUUGUAUUUCCCUUCUUUCUGAUAUUUCACCGUGCAAUUCAGCUAAAGCUUGACCCACACAGAAAGCAUUGGUUUACAAGGGGGGAAACAAACUGAUCACUUGCCAUUUAACAGUGAAAUAACUGGCUCACGUUCUCUACUUAAGAAAAUAGAUUCCAUGUUGCCGUGCGUCUGUUUAGUAACAGAUCACAGAUAAGGUCAAAACUAACCAAGAAUUAAAAAAGUAACACGUGACGCGCAGCCAGGUGGUCACUGUUCUCACCACAUUCUAUCACGUCUUCAGUGACCUAUUUUUUAACAGACCCACGG
Molecule: messenger RNA, 2154 nt
Organism: Stylophora pistillata
Lineage: Eukaryota; Metazoa; Cnidaria; Anthozoa; Scleractinia; Pocilloporidae
Product: DALR anticodon-binding domain-containing protein 3
Biological process (GO): arginyl-tRNA aminoacylation; tRNA C3-cytosine methylation
Molecular function (GO): ATP binding; tRNA binding; arginine-tRNA ligase activity
Source: RefSeq, a predicted model, not a curated record